This is a messenger RNA of Talaromyces rugulosus, 1635 nucleotides long. RefSeq lists its product as uncharacterized. The record is from RefSeq and is a predicted model, not a curated record. NCBI's taxonomy places the organism in Eukaryota, Fungi, Ascomycota, Eurotiomycetes, Eurotiales, Trichocomaceae. Gene Ontology annotation, molecular function: monooxygenase activity; iron ion binding; heme binding. The transcript has 3 exons. Bases 1 to 1635 code for a protein of 544 amino acids.
AUGUUGGUAUCUACGGAUGCGGCAGACCUCACGCGGACUGCCCUUAAAGGAGUUUUCAUUAUCAUCGUGAUCAGCAUAGUGAGGUUCUGCAUUCGCCUCUACCAAGUCAGAAAAUUAAUUCGAGAUAUUCCUAAGAAAUAUGGCAUCCCCAUCCUUCCUCAUUCAUUACUUUUUGGACAUCUUCCAAUUGUUAUCAAACUCAUGAGCUUGUACCCAAGCGACAUAUACGGUCAUUAUCUUCCUAUGCUCCUGAGGAAAGAGUACCCCGAUAUUUGUGACUCGCGAGGGUUAGUGUACAUUGAUACCUGGCCCAUCGGAAAUCCACUACUCGCAGUUUUCCACCCAGGGAUCAUGAGCCAAUUCACACAGGAGCAAUCACAGCCAAAGCACGAGUUUCUACGUCAACAAUUCCAGCCCUUUACACAAGGUCAGGACUUGCUCGUUGCUGAAGGAGAGCAGUGGAGGAAGUGGAGGCGUAUUUUCAACCCCGGCUUCUCAGCCCAAAAUAUAGUUUCGUGUGUGCCGGCGAUAUUAGAGGAGAUUAACGUUUUUCGAGAUUGGCUGAAAGACGCUGCAAGGACGGGAGAGACGGUGACCUUAGAACAACAGGCUGAGAAGUUGACGGUUGAUGUAAUCAGUCGUAUUGUCCUAGGCUCACGACUUCAUUCGCAAACUAAAAUGAACUCAUUCUAUAGCGCCAUGAGGAACCAAGCCAGCUGGCUUGGCUACGAUAAUCAACCACUAGCAUUUUUGACAACGAUGUUAAAUCCAGUUCGACCAAUUGCACUGUGGAAAAACAAUCUGACCAUGAAAUCUUUCUUGCUACCACAUAUUGAGAAAAUCUUGAGGCAAGAAGGAAAAGAAAACGAUUAUAAAACCAUUCUUAGUAUUGCUAUCCAAUCAUCCACUAACCAGGAUGAACCUGCUUUGCGAAAUAACAAUUUUAUCAAUGCCAUUGUGGCACAUCUAAAGAUCUUCAUGUUUGCCGGGCAUGAAACAACGGCUGGGAUUCUCUGCUAUCUCUAUCACAUACUUUGCAGCAAUCCAACCAUCCUGGAUACCAUGCGUCGCGAGCAUGAUUCAGUCUUCGGCUUAGACCUGGCAAUGACUCCAGCCAAGAUCAAACUCAACCCGAUUCUCCUGAACCAACUUCCCUACACUUCUGCGGUAAUUAAAGAGACGCUGCGGUUAUUUACACCAGCAGGGACCGUGCGGGCUGGCAGUCCAAAUUUCUUUUUAAGACACCCCGAAACAGGCGAACGAUACCCGACGAAUGGGAUGAUGAUAUUUGGCUGCUCUGCAGCCGUGCACCGUCACGAAGCAUAUUGGCCUGAUCCUGAGAAAUGUAUUCCUGAGCGCUGGCUUGUCCCAGAAGGCGACCCCCAUCACCCCCAAAAGAACGCUUACCGGCCAUUUGAAUCAGGACCUCGCAACUGCAUUGGCCAGGAGAUUUCUCAGUUGGAACUGCGGGCAAUUAUGGCUAUGACAGUCCGAGAAUUUGAUAUUGAAAGCCAAUUUCCGGCUGAUGGACCCCGUCUUUUUGGUGAGGUGGCAUAUCAAACAUAUAAAGUUGGGAAAAUUGUAGCGCAACCUCGGAAUGAUAUGCCUGUGAGAGUAAUGCUUCGUACCAGUUGA